AUGACGGGAACCCUACUGCUUCGUCCCGGCGCUUCUCCGCCGCCAGACGGAAGCUACAAAGCUGACAGUCGUUUGAGCCUGCCUCUCUGGACGAAAAACGGGCCGUCGCCUUUGCCCGGCUCAUGGGCAUUUCACGGUUGCUUGAAAUAUAGAAGUUCAACAGGUGGAGACUUGACCGGCAUUUGCGCAUGCAGUGUUAGCGAAUGCUUCGCCGAGCUCGAGGGUUGCUCGCUACUUUCAGGGUCUUUUCACAAAAAGAAGCUAUCAAAGAGGCCUGGAUACUUGAGAACUGGUGAGCUGCAGCAGAUAGAAUUUCACCCUCCUGCUGAUUGUGAACCAUUUAGUCCAAAGGAACUUGAGCACCAUGGCAGGAAACACCUCAGAGGUUUUAAGAACUGCUCUUUGAAAAGAAGAAACAAAAAUGACUUGGGAUUUUUCCAUUGUAAUGUGCAUCUAUGUACCAUGGUUCCUUCAGAUGCAGCAACUGGGUCAGCUGCUACUGAAACAACAGCUAGUCACAGAGUACAGGAAUCAGAAAAUCUAAUCCUACCUGUUUGUCUUCCAGUUGCUGUAUGUAAAGAAGAUGCCUUACCUGCAUACAACUCAUAUUCACCACAAACCAAUUUGUUAGACCCUGUGAAGGAUACUGCUUGCAGUAGUGGCUCACAGGAGAAGAAAAGAAUGCACACUUUCAGUCAGAAGGCAGUGAACAACAAUCAGGAAUUUGAAAGCAGAGAAGUCGUUGGUAGUUCUUCCCGUUCUCAAGGUCUCUUUAAUUCAAGUUUUAGCUUCAUCCAGCUCUCUUUAAAUUCAGCUUUUGAAUCAAGUGGAGUUGUGGGCCCAUCAGACUGCAGUGAGUCUAAAGACAUUCUGCAAGUAUGCAGUGUAGGAAAAUCCUAUAAUGGUAAUUUACAUGUACACGGGGAGGAUCAAGGAACUUCAGGGAAAAAAUCAUGGGCUUCAUCCUGCAGCUGUGUGUGUGCUGAAGACUGUAAGUGCCCAAGGGAGACAACAGAGGAUGAUAAAUUGCACAGUUUUGAGACUCUUUCACUUUUACAUGCAAAUGCUGCAUUUUCAUGUUCCACUGAUUCUUUGGAUGCAACAUCUGCUGGUUCUUCUGUGACCUCAGGCUAUGAAAGUAGUACCACUCUUAGUGAUUACAGCUGGGAUUCUCUGAUCAGGAAGUAUGAACCAGUCCUCCAGGAGUGCUUACUUGGCAACCAAAGUGCAUUAAAGAUACAGUCUUUAAUCGUUAAGCUUCAGAAGCUUCAAGAGAAAGCAGUAGCUGAAGAUGAUUAUGAGAGAGCUGAUAAAUUUAGAAGAAAACUGGAAGAACUGAAGAAUGAGAAAAAGUCACUAAAAUUUCAGCUUCCAUCACAACAUCCUUCAAUUAGCAGCUUUUUGGACAGAUUCAGAACACAGGUUCAAAUGGCUUUACGUGGGGAUGUUCAUCGGUUUAAAAAAGAAGAAGCAGCUUUCUUGCAGAGAAGUGAACAGAAGGUUUUCAGUCUUACUUGUCAAGAAAAAAUACAGGUUUCACUCACUAAACGAGACCAGCUACUUAAAGAAAAACAGUGGAUACAGAAAGAAAUCGAACUUUUAAGAGCAAGACUGGCUGUUUUGGAAGCUAAAGAUCAACAGUUAAGGCAAGAAAUCGAAAAUCAAGAUCCAAUCACUCAGUUGCAGGAUAGUGAAUUAUCUACCUUGCUUAGCUGGGUAUCGCAUGGAGAGCUACAGGCAAUAGGCAAGGCCUUGGCUGAUACUUUGGAAGCAUCUCAUCAAAUUCCAUGCAGUUUGGAUUUCCCAAAGUGCAUAAAAAGGCUUCAAGAAAAAGAGCAGUCACUCAGUAUAUCUAUUAAAGAUACUGCUGCCCAAGUAUGCACCAGUCAGAAACUGUGCAGCACUUUAAGGGGGAAAGUCAGUGAUAUUGAGACUCAACUACCAGCACUUCUUGAAGCCAAAAUGCUUGCUGUAUCAGGAGGUAAUUUCUGUACUGCUAAAGACCUUGUAGAAGAAAUUAAGUCAUUAACAGCUGAAAGAGAACGACUAGAGGGACUUCUCGAUGAAUGGUUGAUGCUAAGUAUCAGAAAUGUCAAAAAAUUGGAGAAGAUGAAAGAAGUUUACAAGAAACUGAAGGAAGAAAUGGAGCAAGGGGAGGUUGCCUAUGAGAGAAAAUUGAAGGCGAAUAUUCUGAAAUACAUGGCAAUUCUGGAGGAACAACUGCAAAGCUGUGUGAGCCAUCUCCUUGAAAGAGUGUGGGAACUUGACUUAGAGGCUUGUCAACUGUUGAUUCAAGAGUUCCAGUUGAAAGAAGGUGGCUGUUGUGUUUUUGAGGGAGAUGCGAGCCAAACAGAUGAAGUGGAGGAUACUGGUGAUGCUUUGUUGAGCACCAAGCAAGGACAAUCAAAACACUUUCUAAUGAAAGACUCCAAACAGAGUGCUGUCCAGCAUCCUAUUACCCAAAGCAAACAUCAAACUGCACAUUGGGAAUCGAAAGAGGAAUUCCCAGUACUUUCUACAGAACUUGAAGAAAAAUGUGAACAAAUUAGUGAGAAAUUGCUGCAUCUUGAAGAUCAGCUUCAAACAGCAAUCUGCAGCUGUGACGAAAGCCUCAUGGAAUCUCUACAGAGAGAGAUCCAGAUGGUGAAGGAAACUCUCCAGGCCAUGCUGGUGCAGCUCCAACCAGCUAAGGAAGCAGAAGAAGAUGCUGCUGCAGACUUCCUUGGUGACAGCUGGUGUCCGGGAAAGCAAGGCUUAAAGGCGUAA
This is a messenger RNA of Eublepharis macularius, 2766 nucleotides long. It is a transcript of the gene DISC1, whose product is annotated as DISC1 scaffold protein. Gene Ontology annotation, biological process: cilium assembly; neuron migration. Gene Ontology annotation, molecular function: protein binding. The record is from RefSeq and is a predicted model, not a curated record. Bases 1 to 2766 code for a protein of 921 amino acids. The transcript has 14 exons. Lineage: Eukaryota; Metazoa; Chordata; Lepidosauria; Squamata; Eublepharidae. Gene Ontology annotation, cellular component: centrosome; mitochondrion; intermediate filament cytoskeleton.